Molecule: messenger RNA, 1060 nt
Organism: Colossoma macropomum (tambaqui)
Lineage: Eukaryota; Metazoa; Chordata; Actinopteri; Characiformes; Serrasalmidae
Product: cell adhesion molecule 4-like
Exons: 8
Coding region: 244-951 (235 amino acids)
Source: RefSeq, a predicted model, not a curated record
CUCUGGUGCUCAGUGAACUCAAAUAAAGAAAAGUGUCAUGACGGACCGUACAUUUAUGACAGUAACUCUACUGCUGAUUCAGGAGACUUUAAGUAUGUUGGGAACAAAACAUCAAACUGUACUUUAUUAAUCAGUAAUGUACAGUUCAGUCACUCUGGAGAGUAUAGAUUCAGAUUUAUAACUAAUGACAGCUGGACAGGUGACCCUGGAGUGACUCUUACAGUGGCAGUUCUGCAGGUGUCGAUGAUCAGACUGUCUGGAAACGGGACUCUAAAGGAAGGAGACUCUGUAGAUCUGACUUGUGCUGUGAACUGCAGUCUCAGCUCUCCACAGUUUGUGUGGUUUAAGAACAGAGAGCGUUUACCUGAAUCAGGCUCUGUUCUUCACCUUCCUGCUCUGACUGUGUGGAACUCUGGGAAUUAUUCCUGCGCCUUGAAGAACUACGAGGCCGUCACAUCUGAAAUGAUCAGCCUUGAUGUUGAAGGUUUCACAGUUUUGUACAUGGUUUCGAUUGUCCUUGGAGUAAUUCUGUUCAUACUACUCGUGGCAAUCUUAGUCGUAGUUUGCAAAAGGAGGAAGAAGGCAAAAGCUCCAGAAGAAGACAGUAGAGGAGGUGGCGGGAAAACCCAGAUUGGUGAAAGAACGCAUGAUAAACAAACGGAGCUUCAGGAUAACCAAGGUAAUAAGGCUGCUGAAGCCCCGCUGCAGGAGAACGAAGUGACGUAUGCCUCUGUGUGCAAUAAACCUAAUAAACCAAAAGAAAGGAAGGAAAAAGCUCAAGAAGAAGAAGACAACAGCCGAAGUGACUGGAAAAGCCAGGGCGAAGACGUGACGUACGCUUCUGUGUCCAUCCAAUCCACGAAACCUAAAAAAGGACCCGUCGACCCUGUCCACCCUGUCCACCCUGUCCAAGACGAUUCAGUUAUCUACAGCGCAGUGAACACAAACUGAUCACAGCUCCACACGUCAUGUAACCACAAAGCGUUUGGGCUUAUUUGGAUAUCUUUAUAAAAUCGCUUGCUGUGAAACCUCAGCUGUGAACCACUAGGCAGAAAAUGUA